Carlito syrichta (Philippine tarsier) is the source of this 2088-nucleotide messenger RNA. RefSeq names its product CDC like kinase 4 (gene CLK4). The coding region runs from base 296 to 1738 and encodes 480 amino acids. The transcript is spliced from 14 exons. The record is from RefSeq and is a predicted model, not a curated record. Gene Ontology annotation, cellular component: nucleus. Gene Ontology annotation, biological process: protein phosphorylation; regulation of RNA splicing. Lineage: Eukaryota; Metazoa; Chordata; Mammalia; Primates; Tarsiidae. Gene Ontology annotation, molecular function: protein tyrosine kinase activity; ATP binding.
UGCUUGACCUAGAUAAGUCCCUGAUGUGGUUGAAACACACCUCGGCGUUGGAAGGAGCGGGCCAGAAGAAUUGCGCUUGACAUUUACGUCUUUGGCUUGAUAGACUUAUGAAGAAAGUUUGUUCCUUGGCCUUUUGCCUCAAGCUUGGACUCAUUUUGAGAUUGAGAGAGAGGAGCUCGGAGAGUUUGAGAAAAAGACACUUCGUUAGUGAGUGACUCAAAGCCAUUGGAGUCACCUUUCGUGUCCUAAGGGCUUGCUGGCUCAGCCUGUAAUCCCAGCACUUUGGGAGGCCAAGAUGCGGCAUUCCAAACGAACUCACUGCCCUGAUUGGGAUAGCAGAGAAAGCUGGGGGCAUGAAAGCUACUGUGGAAGUCACAAACGGAAGAGAAGAUCUCACAGUAGUACACAAGAGAACAGGCAUUGUAAACCACAUCACCAAUUUAAAGAAUCUGAUUGCCAUUACUUAGAAGCAAGAUCCUUGAAUGAGAGAGACUGUCGGGACCGGAGAUACGUUGAUGAGUACAGGAAUGACUAUUGUGAAGGAUAUGUUCCUAGACAUUAUCACAGAGACAUUGAGAGCAGUUACCGGAUCCACUGCAGUAAGUCUUCAGUCCGCAGCAGGAGAAGCAGUCCUAAAAGACAGCACAAUAGACACUGUUCAAGUCAUCAGUCACAUUCGAAGAGCCACCGAAGGAAAAGACCCAGGAGUAUAGAGGAUGAUGAGGAGGGUCACCUGAUCUGUCAAAGUGGAGACGUUCUAAGAGCAAGAUAUGAAAUCGUGGACACUUUGGGUGAAGGGGCUUUUGGCAAAGUUGUAGAGUGCAUUGAUCAUGGCAUGGAUGGCAUGCAUGUAGCAGUGAAAAUCGUAAAAAAUGUAGGCCGUUACCGUGAAGCAGCUCGUUCAGAAAUCCAAGUAUUGGAGCAUUUAAAUAGUACUGAUCCCAAUAAUGUCUUCCGAUGUGUCCAGAUGCUAGAAUGGUUUGAUCAUCAUGGUCAUGUUUGUAUUGUGUUUGAACUGCUGGGACUGAGUACCUAUGAUUUCAUUAAAGAAAACAGCUUUCUGCCAUUUCAAAUUGACCACAUCAGGCAGAUGGCAUAUCAGAUCUGCCAAUCGAUAAACUUUUUGCAUCAUAAUAAACUAACUCAUACAGAUCUGAAGCCUGAAAAUAUUUUAUUUGUGAAGUCUGACUAUGUAGUCAAGUAUAAUUCUAAAAUGAAACGUGAUGAACGCACACUGAAAAGCACAGACAUCAAAGUUGUGGACUUUGGAAGUGCAACAUACGAUGAUGAGCAUCACAGUACUUUGGUGUCUACCCGGCACUACAGAGCUCCCGAGGUCAUUCUGGCUUUAGGUUGGUCUCAGCCUUGUGAUGUUUGGAGCAUAGGCUGCAUUCUUAUUGAAUAUUAUCUUGGCUUCACGGUCUUUCAGACUCAUGAUAGUAAAGAACAUCUGGCAAUGAUGGAGCGAAUAUUAGGACCCAUACCAACACACAUGAUUCAGAAAACAAGAAAACGCAAGUACUUUCACCAUAACCAGCUAGAUUGGGAUGAGCAUAGUUCUGCUGGUAGAUAUGUUAGGAGACGCUGCAAACCAUUGAAGGAAUUUAUGCUUUGUCAUGAUGAAGAACAUGAGAAACUGUUUGACUUGGUUAGAAGAAUGUUAGAAUAUGAGCCAACUAAAAGAAUUACCCUGGAUGAAGCAUUACAGCAUCCCUUCUUUGACUUAUUAAAGAAGUGAAAUGGGAAUCAUUGGUCUCACUAUAUACUUCUCUAGAAGUUACUUAAGACUGUGUCAGUCAACUAAGCAUUCUCAUAUUUUUGUAAACAUUAAAUUAUUUUGUACAGUUAGUGUAAAUACUGUAUGUUUUGUAUCAAUAGCAUAAUUAUCUUGUUAAGCAAGUAUAGUCUUGAUGUAUGAAAUAUAAAAGUUAAAGUUAAUUUUUCUUUGUGAGGUUAAUUACCAUUUUAAAGACCUUUGGAAUAUCCUUUGUGUCCAGUGGUAAAUGUGAUUGAUCUUGUCUUUUGUACAUGAAAGUCAACUUUGAAGUGAUUUUUUUUUUUAAGUAAAAGGAAAUCUUGACUACUUUU